CCUGGUCCUCUGCAAAAGUAGGUUGCACUUUGAACCCGUUUCUUCAGCUCCUAUAUGUUUUGUUUUCUUUUCUCUGGAUCUUAAGUUUAAAUAUUUCUUUUUAUGUACAUUUGUAUUUUGACUACGUGUAUAUCUAUGUAAGGGUGUUGGAUCCCCUGGAACAAGAGCUACGGGUAGUUGUGAGCCGCCAUGUGGUCGCUGGGAAUUGAACCCUGGGUCUCUGGAAGAGCAGCCAGUGCUCUUAACCGCUGAGCCAUCUCCCCAUCCCCUAGUAUCUGGAUCUUUACACGAGGUGUUUAAGAAUGAACAUCCCCAGUUUAUAAAGAAAUGAGUGGAUACUAUGCCACAACAGCACCUGGCAGCGGCGUGCAGCCCUCACAGAGGUGUUCUGGAGGCAAAGGUGAUCCACUUGGGGUUAAAACUGUAGGAAGGAAGCAGAGGGGGUGGAUGUAGCACAGCACAGUUAUAGCUCCGUGUGCCUGGAGUUGUACACAGUGCAAAGUAAGGGUGGAUAGAGAUACAGAGCCAGAUAGCAUAAGGACUUGUGUGUUUUUAGUGUAAGCAGGCCAUCGUCAAACCAUCCCUGAGAGGAACAGAACACCAAGCUGCAGAAGGAGACUGUGCGCCACAACCGGCAUAGUUUGAGCAUAGGAGACCUCAAAGCCCACCCCCACCGUGAUGCACUUCCUCCAACAAGGCCACACCCACUCUGACAAGGCCACACCCACUCUGACAAGGCCACACCUACUCCAACAAGGCCACACUUGCUAAUAGUGUCUCUUCCCUAUGGGUCAAGCUUUCAAACGCAUGAGCCAUAUCUAUUCAACCUGCCACACCUAUUAUAUAUGUAUAUAAAGGUUUAUUUAUUUCCAUUGUAUAUGUGUGGGCGUUUUGCCUAAAUGUCUCCAGUUGACGUGCAUGCAAUGCCCAUAGAGGCCAGAAGAGGGCAUCCGAUCUCCCUGGAAUCGUCAUGCCAGUGCUGGGAACCAAAGCCAGUCUUUUGUAAGAGCAGAAUGUGCUCUUAACAACUGAGCUAUCUCACAUAGUAUGUUUUUUUUUCCCUCCAAGAAACAAUAUGUAUUUAAGGAGGAUAUGAGACAAAACCCACGUGUCUGCAGUUCACCUGAGCCCAAGGAAAGAGAAAAUCUAUUCAUUACUAAGAAAUAAGACUAUUUCUAAAUCACAGUGCGCAGACAAACGUCAGCAGCGUUCUUAAAUGUGCUAAUACACAUUCCACAGAAGGCAGCAGGCAUACAGAAACAGUCAGAGAACUUGUUGUUCUCACGGAUUAUGAGUUCAAUGUGCUUGUACGCAUUUUGAAGAGCAAUUUCUGGAUCUAAUAUAAUUAGCAAAUGGGUAGAUAGGCUUGAAUAAAUAUUGAAGGAAUAUUUAGUAUCUGUGUAGUGCACACAAAAUGUUCGUGAUAAUGUGGUCAUUGUCUGCUGUAAACAUUUGAUAACACAGCAAACAGGAUAUAUGGAAAACCAGUGGUUGGAGACAGAGAAACUUUCUUCCUGGGUCCCAAGAAGUUAACUAAUGUAACAAUCUCUUCCUACCCCUCCCCCACCUCUCCUUUUCGGAGGCAGAUAUAUUGCAUAUGUGUACGCAUUCAGAUAAAGUCCAGAAGACAACCUUGGCCCUUGGCUAUUAUCCUUAGAAACGUUGUCCAUCCACCUCCCUAGAGACAAGGUCUCCUAUUGGUUGGAUCAUUAGUAAGGCUAGGCGGGCUAGCAGCAAACCCCAGGGAAUCUUCCUGCCUCCCUCCCCCCUCAUCACUAUGAAUUUAUCCCCCAAAGCCAAUACUCCUGACAUUACAUGGGUUCGGGGAAUCGAACUCAGUUCCUAAUGCUUGCAAGGUAAGGACUUUACUUGGCGAGCCUCCCCAGGCUGAGAAUACAAUCUCUCAAUAUUAUGCUUUCUAACGUUAGAACUGUGGUGCAAGCAGCAUGCACGCAAUGCAGUAUGGGUAAAAAUCCAGACGCACCCUCUUACCCUGAAAAUAGUCACAUUGCUCCAUUGCCACGUGUAGAUUCAGCUUUAAAAAAAAAAUCCAGGAAAGGCUUUGAGACAGCAGCUUAUCCUACUUGUGUGUUUAUUUCUGUAAUUUAGGAAAUUCUUUUCUGCUCCAUCUUCUCCGAGCUGGCCUUUAUACUGUUUUUUAUUUAAAGUACUCUUGAGAAUCCACUCUCCUAUUGUGAAUUUAAUCCAAAAGGGGAAAAAAAAUUUUAAAGCCCAGUACUGGUCUGGUAGUUGCUAACGUUCCAGUCUGUCCAGCCAACCAUUUGCAACCACAGAUUCCCUGCUGAGGAACUGGCGGGAGGCAGAGAAAGAAAAAAACCAGUCCAGGAGUGCAAGCAGAGAGCGUUUGGCAGCCAGUCUGAGCCCUCAGAAGAAUUCUCUUCAGAAACCGGAGCAAAACAGAACCGUCUGUGAUAAGGAAAAUCAAAACCAAGAUGUAGCAGCGACUCGAAAGAAGAAAUGUGACUUCUCCUCCGGGACACAGAUCUCUGGAUGAAAUUUUUGAAGAUUUCUGCUUCAGCUUUCCUCAGAACUUUCACAUCUACUUCCUUGAAGUCCUUUAAAAAAAAUAAACAAGUCAAAAUGAGGAAGAGACGCUUGAGACUGGGUCAGCAAAUGUGGGCUCUUCUCUGCAAGAACUGGCUCAGGAAGUUCAGGAUGAGAAGAGAGACGCUCCUGGAAUGGCUUCUCUCAUUUCUCCUAAUACUGUUGGCAUAUCAAUUAUCCUCCAAUUUGCAUCAAGUUCACGACGCUCCUGAAAUGUCUAUGAUGGAUCUGGGACGUGUUGAUGACUUUAACGAUUCUAAUUAUAUUAUUGUGUUUGCUCCUGAGUCUGAAACCACCCAUGAGAUAAUGAACAUAGCGGCCUUAGCUCCAUUCAUGAAAGGAAGGACAAUCGUGGCGUGUCCUGACGAAAGCAGCAUGAGUGAACUCAAUUUAAACUAUUCAAUAGAUGCAGUGAGAGUCAUCUUUAAGGAUACGUUCUCAUAUCAUUUGAAAUUUUCAUGGGGUCAGAGGAUCCCUAAGACGAAAGAACACAAAGACCACACAGCUCCUUGUGAACCAUUCAAGAACAAAAUGGUUUGUGAAAAUUCAGUCUUCUGGGAAAAGGGCUUUGUAGCCUUUCAGACUGCCAUUAAUGCUGGCAUCAUAGAGGUGACAACAAACCACUCGGUGAUGGAAGAGCUGAUGUCAGUGAUUGGUUCGGUUAUGAAGAUGCAGCCUUUUAUUGCCCAAGGAGGAGUCGCCACUGACUUCUUUAUUUUCUUCUGUGUUAUUUCCUUUUCUUCAUUCAUAUACUAUUUAUCAGUCAACGUUACCCAGGAAAGGCAAUCCAUUACAACAUUAAUGGCGAUGAUGGGUCUUCGAGAGUCUGCUUUCUGGCUUUCCUGGGGUCUGAUGUACGCUGGCUUUAUCCUUGUUGUGGCUACUUUGAUGUCUCUUAUUGUGAAAUCCACCCAAGUUGUCGUCUUAACUGGUUUCAUGGUGGUGUUCCUCCUGUUUCUCCUUUAUGGCCUGUCUUUGAUAACUUUAUCUUUCCUCAUGAGUGUGUUGUUAAAGAAACCAUUUCUUACUGGCUUGGCUGUCUUCCUCCUUACCGUCUUCUGGGGAAGCCUGGGAUUCACAGCAUUGUACAAACAUCUUCCUGCUUUUAUGGAAUGGAUAUUGUGUUUUCUUAGCCCCUUUGCCUUUAUUAAUGGAAUGGCCCAGCUUAUACAUUUGGACUAUGAUGUGAAUUCUAAUGUAAAUUUGAACUCUCCAAACAACUCGUACCUAAUCCUGGCCACCCUCUUCAUGUUGGUUUUGGAUGCUCUUCUCUAUUUGGCACUGGCAUUGUAUUUUGACAAGAUUUUACUCAGUAAGUACGGACAUCAGCGUUCUCCGUUGUUUUUCCUGAAGUCAUCUUACUGGUUUCAACGCAGAGGAGCUGAUCAUGUGGUCCUUGAGAAUGAAAUAGACUCUGCUCCUUCACUCAAUGACUCAUUGGAACCCGUGUCUCCAGAAUUCCAGGGGAAAGAAGCUAUCAGGAUCAAAAAUCUUAGAAAGGAAUAUACAGGAAAGCAUGGAAAAGUAGAAGCCUUAAGAGGUCUGGGAUUUGAUAUAUACGAAGGCCAGAUCACUGCCCUUCUUGGUCAUAGUGGAGCUGGGAAAACCACCCUGAUAAACACACUCAGUGGACUGUCACCUCCUACUACAGGCUCCAUCACCAUUUAUAAUCAGACAGUUUCAGAGACGGAGGACUCCUACGCUGUCCCCAAGCUCACUGGAGUUUGCCCACAAUCCAACAUACAGUUUGGUUUCCUCACUGUGCAGGAGAAUCUCAGGCUUUUUGCCAAGAUAAAGGGAAUUCUGCCGCAGGAAGUGGAGCAAGAGGUACGACAAGUUUUACGGGACUUAGAAAUGGAAAAUAUCCAAGACACUCUUGCUCAGAAUUUAAGUGGAGGACAAAAAAGGAAGCUGACUUUUGGGAUCGCCAUUUUAGGAGACCCCCAGGUCUUGCUACUGGAUGAACCAACCGCUGGGUUGGACCCGCUCUCAAGGCAUCACAUUUGGAACCUACUGAAAGAGCGGAGAUCAGGCAGAGUAAUUGUCUUUAGUACUCAGUUCAUGGAUGAAGCUGAUAUCCUGGCUGACAGGAAGGUGUUUAUAUCCAACGGGAGACUGAGGUGUGCAGGCUCUUCUCUGUUUCUGAAGAAGAAAUGGGGCAUCGGCUAUCACCUAAGUUUGCAUUUGAAUGAAACUUGUGAUCCAGAGAGUAUAACAUCACUGGUCAAAAAGCACAUACCGGACGCCAGACUGACUGCACAAAGCGACGAACAGCUUGUCUAUAUCUUGCCCCUGGAAAGGACAAACAAGUUUCCAGACCUUUACAGGGACCUUGACAGAUGCUCUAACCACGGCAUUGAGGAUUAUGAUGUUUCCAUGACAACCCUGAAUGAGGUGUUCCUGAAGUUAGAGGGGAAGUCCAUGGCUGAGGAACCGGACGCUGGAGUUUGUGGUCGCUUGCUAAGCGAUGGGGCAAAAGAUGUGGAAAGCCUUGUUGAGCUGGAGCGAGUGUUGCCUCUCGAUUCAUCAGGGAGCUCAGUGAGCGGCAUGGCGCUGUGGAGGCAGCAGCUCUGCGCAGUCGCGAAGGUCCGCUUCCUCAAGCUCAAGAACGAACGAAGAAGUCUGAUGACCAUGUUAUUGCUUUUUGGCAUUAGCUUUGUGCCCCAACUUUUGGAACAUCUAGUCUACAAGGUAUACCACAAAAGUUACUCGUGGGGGCUGUCUCCAAGUAUGUAUUUCCUUUCACCAGGACAGUUACCACAGGAUCCUCUGACCCACUUACUGGUCAUCAAUAAAACAGGUUCAAGCAUUGAUAACUUUAUACAUUCACUAAGACAGCAGGGCAUAGCAUUAGACGUGGAUGCCCUGGGGACCAGAAAUGGCAAAGAAGAGGCUCUGUACAAUGGUGCUGUCACAGUGCUGGGUGACGAGAAGGACCUCAGAUUUUCUGUAGCGUGUAAUGCCAAAAGACUAAACUGCUUUCCAGUCCUCGCGGAUAUCCUUAGCAAUGGGCUGCUUGGAAUUUUUAACUCUUCAGAGCGCAUCCAGACCGACAGAAGCACAGUCUUUGAAGACCAUAUGCUUUAUGAGUACGGAUUCAUGAGCAAUGCAUUUUUCUGGAUACCAGUGGCUGCCAGCCUCACCCCUUACAUUGCGAUGGGCAGCAUCAGCGACCACAAAAAAAAAGUUCUUUCCCAGCUGUGGACUUCAGGCCUUUACCCAUCUGCUUACUGGUGUGGGCAGGCUCUGGUGGAUAUUCCCAUAUACUUCCUGAUUCUCCUCCUCAUGCAAAUAAUGGACAGUGUUUUCAGUUCGGAGGAGAUCAUGUCUGUGAUUGAGAGCCUGUUGAUUCAAAUACCGUGCAGUAUUGGAUAUGCGUCAUCGCUCAUAUUCUUGACAUAUGUGAUUUCAUUCGUUUUUCGUAAUGGCAGAAAAAAUAGUGGCAUCUGGUCAUUUUUCUUCCUAAUUGUCACCAUCUUCUUCAUAGUUGCUACCGACAUAAAUGAGUAUGGCUUUCUACAGCUGCUCUUCUGUACCCUUUUAAUACCUCCCUUCACACUGAUUGGCUCUCUAUUAAUUUUUUCUGAGGUCUCUUACGACUCCGUGGAUUACUUAGGAUCAUCAGAAUCUCAACUUGUAUUUCUGGCAUUGCUGAUACCUUACCUUCAUUUUCUCCUUUUCUUUUUCAUCCUGCGAUGUCUGGAAAGAUACAUCAGGAAGAAGACGCUGAGAGUGGACCCUGUGUUCAGGAUUUCUCCGAGAAGCUGCCGUGCUUUUCCAAACCCAGAAGAUCCUGGAGAAGAGGAUGAAGAUGUUCAGAUGGAAAGAGUGAGAACGUCGGGCGCCAUGACAACCCCACAGAUGGACGAGAAACCAGUCAUCAUCGCGAGCUGUCUGCGGAAGGAAUAUACAGUCAAAACGAAAAGGUGCUUUUCCAAAACGAAGAAAAAGAUUGCCACAAGGAACAUCUCCUUCUGUGUCAAAAAAGGUGAAGUCCUAGGGCUCUUAGGACACAAUGGAGCUGGCAAAAGUACAACCAUUAGUAUGAUAACGGGAGACACAGUACCAACCGCAGGUCAGGUGUUUUUGAAAGGGAGUAGUGGCAGUGCUGCCCUCGGGUUCUUGGGGUACUGCCCUCAGGAGAAUGUGCUGUGGCCCAACCUGACCGUGAAGGAACAUCUGGAGGUGUAUGCCGCUGUGAAGGGGCUGAGGAAGAAGGAGGCUAUAGUCACCAUCACACGGUUGGUGAAUGCCCUCAAACUGCAGGACCAGUUGAAAGCUCUUGUCAAGACCCUGUCAGAGGGAGUGAAGAGAAAGCUUUGUUUUGUGCUGAGCAUCCUGGGGAACCCUUCUGUGGUGCUGCUGGAUGAGCCGUCAACUGGGAUGGACCCCGAGGGGCAGCAGCAAAUGUGGCAGGCGAUCCGGGCCACUUUUACAAACACAGAGAGGGGCGCCCUCCUGACCACCCACUACAUGGCAGAGGCUGAGGCUGUGUGUGACCGAGUGGCCAUCAUGGUGUCUGGGAGGCUGAGGUGUAUUGGUUCUAUCCAACAUCUAAAGAGCAAAUUCGGCAAAGAUUACCUGCUGGAGAUGAAGUUGAAGACCCCGGCUCUGGUGGAGUCGCUCAACACGGAGAUCCUGAGGCUCUUCCCCCAGGCUGCUCGGCAGGAAAGGUACUCUUCUCUGAUGGUCUAUAAGUUGCCUGUUGAGGAUGUACGACCUUUGUCCGAGGCUUUCUUCAAAUUGGAGAGACUGAAAGAGAACUUUGACUUGGAAGAAUACAGCCUCUCACAGUCCACUCUGGAGCAGGUCUUCCUGGAGCUCUCCAAGGAGCAGGAGCUGGGUGAUUUCGAUGAGGAAGGCAGUUCCUCAGUGAAGUGGAAGCUCCUCCCACAGGAAGAGCUUUAAAGUUCUAAAUACUCUGUAUCUUCCAGCUCACGUCCCUCUUAAAGACAGUAUUUAAAAGCAUCAAUGUGCCUUACUUACAUCAAAUGUAACACUAAAUACUUUUGAAACACACACACACACACACACACACACACACACACACACACACACACACACGUAUGUGAUGGCCAAUGUGAUGUAGAACACACAGCCAGACUAUGCUCAAUCAAGUCACACUGAAAGCAGUGUGGAGUCUUAAACUGUUUUCAAUGGUGCUGAUGCUUCUGAGCGUGGCAAAGAGCUGGAUUGAUUUUCUUUACCUGAAUUUCAAAACAGUAACUAUUUUCUUUCCUCCAUGUCUAGGUAAGGUAUAAUUUAAACAAUAUUGAUUUUAGGGAGAAGGGAAUCCAUUGGUUUCUCAACCGCACAGUAUUUGGGUUUUUUUUUUUUUUUUUUUUUUUUGUAAAUCACCCUGACCUGUUCACUCAUUGGUUCUUCUUUUCUCAUAGUUUGCAGAGUGUGGGUUGUGGAGAAAUGUUUUGUCCAUUGUGACUGCAAAAGCAAUUUCAAACCGGUGGACGUAAACACUUGCGACCAUUAAAUGCCUGUGUGAAUAUUUACAUAUGAAUCAGAAACAUUUCUGAAAUUUGUUUGGUAAAAAAAAAUGAUGCAAGUGGUGGGGAGGGGUACCCUUAGGUGCAAGGACCAACUUUGUGUGUCUUUAUUAACCAAGUCUGUGAAUGCUACAACCUCUCUACUGCAACAUCAGUACAGUCUCCCUGGACUCUUAGUGAGGAGAUUUUUGUUGUUACUACUAUUAUUGCUACUAAAUAAACAAACAUUCACAGGCAGUUCCAUGGAAAGAUUUCCUUGAUGCUAGGGCUGUAACUUCAGAGUGUAUGUGAACAUAAACUGUCCUCAAUUUGGAAGAAUUCUCUAGUAGAUUUUUGAGCAAAGGUGCCAAGCCUCUCAUUUUAAAAAGAGACAUUACUGCUGGCUCUGCUGAUGUACUUGGCUUUAUACACUACAAAUUAAUCAAUUCAAGCCAAUGCGUUAAAAUUGCUUUAUUUGGGUACCCAUCGUCAAGUGCGAUACCCAGAGUUUGAUCCUUGGGCGGGACCCAAAUUUUGGAAGGAGAGAACCAUCCCUCAAGUUGUUUUCUGACUUCCACAUACUUGCAUGCCGCGCCUGCAGCAGAGAUAACCGAGCUCCGGGACAGACAUGACGCCUGAGUGGGAGCCGGUUCGAGGGUUCGCACCACACGUGGUUAAGCCCCCUGCUUGCAUGCGGCGGACUCCAAGAAGAUGUGCACCUGGACUUGCCCCCUGCUGCAAACUUGUCUCUGGGCUGAUGGGCAUCUGGGUCAUGGGAAAGAUCGUUGUCAGCACUUAUUUCUUUAUUUUUUCUUUGUUUGAUUCUGAAUAUGAUCUUGACAAGACAGAGACUUCCUUUAAUAAUAGGACAGAAGGUCGUGAUCUAUUUUUGAUCACUAAUACCACAAGCUUUCCUGCUCCUCUUUACAGCAGACAGAGCCUCUGAUGACAGGGACUCCAAGGUUGCAGAUUAUGUCUUCUCUUAUAGAUAAGGAAAUAUAAGAUUUAGCAAAGAAUUAUACUUAUAAGGAUAGUGAUGCUUCUUCUAUUAGGUGUUGGUAGAACUGUUGAGAAAUGAUUCCUUGAGCUUUGGGUCGGCUAUGAAUAUUUUACAGAGUAUAGAAACAGGUGGUGGCAACCAGGUACUUACAGGGGACCAUAUGUGCAUCGACCAACGGAUGCUCCAUUACCAUAUACUGGAGAAUAUGAUUUAAAUUUUGAUAGGUGGGUUACUAAGGAUGGAUAUAGGGUCAGGUAUUUGUCACUGCCUUGGUCAGAAAGAUUGGCAAGAGCCCGUCCUCCUUGGUGUGUGCUCUCAGAAGAAGAGAAAUGAGAGGUAAGGUCACAGAUCAUCAGAUACUUUAGACAGGGAUCAGACAUACAAUAUUAUUGCCCCAAGCCUUGGAUGUACAUCUAUAGGACUAACAAAGAUGGGAUCAAAGGGUUAGCGAUAGAACUAGAUACACAGACCUGAUGGCGUAAGAUAUGCCAGACUUGCGGUCCCCUGAAACUUCCUCCUUGAUGUGACAAACGGAAAACUAGACUAGGCUGGCUGACUGUGGCUCGUCUGAAAAAAAAACAAGCUAUACCUUUUUGCAAAAAAAUCAAAUGUUCUUGGCCAUGGUCCAAGAUUGUUAUACAAUAAAAAUUGUAUAUAAAUGUCUGAUGCUCUCUCAGUAAAGUUGCAACAGCUGACCACA
This is a messenger RNA of Rattus norvegicus (Norway rat), 9745 nucleotides long. The record is from RefSeq and is a predicted model, not a curated record. NCBI's taxonomy places the organism in Eukaryota, Metazoa, Chordata, Mammalia, Rodentia, Muridae.